Messenger RNA from Pararge aegeria (speckled wood butterfly), 1465 nucleotides. It is a transcript of the gene Rpt5, whose product is annotated as 26S proteasome regulatory subunit 6A-B. The transcript is spliced from 5 exons. Gene Ontology annotation, biological process: proteasome-mediated ubiquitin-dependent protein catabolic process. Gene Ontology annotation, molecular function: ATP binding; ATP hydrolysis activity; proteasome-activating activity. The record is from RefSeq and is a predicted model, not a curated record. Lineage: Eukaryota; Metazoa; Arthropoda; Insecta; Lepidoptera; Nymphalidae. The coding region runs from base 115 to 1401 and encodes 428 amino acids. Gene Ontology annotation, cellular component: proteasome regulatory particle, base subcomplex.
CCCUGGAAUUAGAAUGACAAUUCAAUUUUUGUGUGUCUGACUUUAUUGUGUACUUAUUUCAGAAACUUUUCAUUAAAAUAAAAUAAAGGCUCACUUCUCCUGUAGAUUUAUAAAAUGGCCACGACUCUUGAAGAUAAAUCAAUAUGGGACGACGGCGAAGAGGCGCUCAGCGAGGAAGUUCUUCGUAUGCCAACAGACGAAAUCAUAAGCCGGACUAGGCUACUGGACAAUGAAAUCAAAAUUAUGAAGAGCGAGGUGAUGAGAAUCACGCAUGAGCUCCAGGCGCAAAACGACAAAAUUAAGGAAAAUACGGAGAAAAUCAAAGUUAAUAAGACCCUACCCUACCUCGUAUCCAAUGUCAUCGAAUUGCUUGACGUCGACCCUCAGGAAGAGGAGGAAGAUGGAGCUGUGGUAGACCUAGAUUCACAGAGGAAAGGUAAAUGCGCAGUCAUUAAAACCUCCACGCGUCAAACAUACUUCUUACCAGUCAUCGGCUUGGUUGAUGCUGAUAAGUUGAAACCGGGAGACUUGGUUGGUGUAAAUAAAGAUUCGUAUUUGAUUUUGGAGACACUGCCCGCGGAAUACGACGCUAGAGUCAAAGCUAUGGAGGUUGAUGAGAGGCCAACUGAGCAGUACUCUGAUAUUGGAGGUCUUGAUAAACAAAUACAGGAACUGAUAGAAGCAGUGGUCCUACCAAUGACACACAAAGAGAAGUUUGUUAACCUGGGCAUCCACCCUCCUAAGGGAGUACUAUUGUAUGGACCCCCUGGUACAGGCAAGACUCUGCUGGCCCGAGCCUGUGCUGCUCAGACCAGAUCUACAUUUUUGAAACUGGCUGGCCCACAGUUGGUGCAGAUGUUUAUUGGUGAUGGUGCAAAAUUGGUGAGAGAUGCAUUUGCCCUGGCCAAAGAAAAGGCACCUGCUAUAAUAUUCAUAGAUGAGUUAGAUGCCAUUGGUACCAAGCGUUUCGACUCUGAAAAGGCUGGAGAUCGUGAGGUGCAGCGUACUAUGUUGGAGUUGCUUAAUCAGCUAGAUGGGUUCAGCUCAACAGCUGAUAUUAAGGUAAUAGCAGCUACCAACAGGGUGGAUAUCUUGGACCCUGCCUUGCUUAGGUCAGGUCGUUUAGACAGAAAGAUUGAGUUCCCACACCCCAACGAAGAAGCCAGAGCCAGGAUAAUGCAAAUUCAUUCUAGAAAAAUGAACGUAUCUCCUGACGUCAACUUCGAGGAGCUGUCGCGGUCUACGGACGACUUCAACGGAGCACAAUGCAAGGCUGUUUGUGUUGAGGCCGGUAUGAUUGCUCUACGCCGCUCCGCCACGGCAGUUACUCAUGAAGACUUCAUGGACGCUAUCCUGGAGGUCCAGGCCAAGAAGAAGGCCAACCUCAGCUACUACGCUUAGAUUAAUCUGCUUUUAUUAUCUGUAUAAGUUCAUUUGUAAUAAAAUAUAAUAUUUCAUAAUUAUU